ACAGAAGGGAAUACCUUCUCAUCCACAUCUCUCUCUCUCUCUCUCUCUCUCUCUCUCUCUAGGUUGUAAGAGCUGAGUCUUUAGUUUUUGUUCAUAUUUGUGUGGCUAUUGUUGUAUUUUCUUGGUAUUAUCAAGCUUGGAUAUUGAACCAUGAAGGAGAAAAGUGGGCUAGAGGAUCUGGUUCAGCUCUAGUUCUCUCUCUCUUUCUCUUUCUCUCCCCUCAGCUUGUUUCUUUUUAGCUUUCAAAAAACAAAACUUGUCUCUUGGGUUGGUGCCAAACCAAGAAGAAACCAUCAAGGCUUGUAGUGGGGGGAUUAUGGGUCUCAAAAACUACGCAUAAGAAAUCAAUUUUUGCCUCUUUAUUCGGUUCUUUCUCGCUUUCUCUCCCAACAGUUUUCACUUAGUUUAGCUUCUUCUUGUUUGUUUCUUUUGUCUUUAGAUCUUUACACCUUUGUCACACAUGACAAAACCAAGAUCUAUGGCGCAUGAUUGAACCUUAGGAUACAAGAAUUUCAUACCUAAGAGAAGAUGAUGAACGGUUUGAUGUUCCCUCAGCAGCUACAGCAGCCAGUUCUGGAGGAAAACAUGUCUAAUUUGACUUCUGCAUCUGGUGAGGCAAGUGUUUCUUCAGGCAACAGACCUGAAAUUGGUACCAACUAUUCUCAACAAUUCUUUGCUCCACCGCCAACGACCCAAACUACUCAACCAGUGAAGAAGAAGAGAAACCUCCCAGGCAACCCAGACCCGGAAGCAGAAGUAAUAGCUUUGUCUCCCAAGACUCUCAUGGCAACGAACAGAUUUAUUUGUGAGAUCUGUAACAAAGGGUUUCAGAGAGAUCAGAAUCUUCAACUUCAUAGAAGAGGGCAUAAUCUGCCAUGGAAGCUAAAGCAGAGAACAAGCAAAGAGAUAAGGAAGAAGGUGUACGUGUGCCCAGAAGCUAGCUGUGUGCACCAUGACCCAUCGAGGGCUCUUGGGGACCUGACUGGGAUCAAGAAGCAUUUCUGUAGAAAGCAUGGUGAGAAGAAGUGGAAAUGUGACAAGUGCUCGAAGAGGUAUGCCGUUCAAUCAGAUUGGAAAGCUCACUCCAAGACCUGUGGCACCAGGGAGUACAGAUGUGACUGUGGAACCCUUUUCUCAAGGAGGGAUAGUUUCAUCACACACAGAGCCUUCUGUGAUGCAUUAGCAGAGGAGAGUGCAAGAGCUAUAACGACAAACCCAAUUCUGUCGUCUUCUCAAGCUGGAUCUUCAGCAUCUCACAUAAACCAAUUCAACCCCCAAGACUUCCAUGCAUUUUCUUUGAAGAAAGAGCAACAAAGCAGCUUCAGUUUAAGGCCAGAGAUGCCUCCAUGGCUGGGCCCACCACCUAUUGAUCAUCAUCAUCAUCUCUCCUCCUCCUCCUCAUCACCCUUCUUCUCCACAAGAUUAGAUCAUCAAGAGUUCACACAGCAGCAGGCCCACCACCAAGAUUUCGCUCUCCAUGAAGCACCAAACCCUAACCCUAGCCUUGGCCCCACUCUUCCUCCCUAUCAGCCUGCGCCCUCCCCUCACAUGUCAGCCACUGCAUUGCUGCACAAGGCAGCUCAGAUGGGUGCAACCAUGAGCAGCAAGCCUGCUCCUGGCUCAUUGAGGCCCACCCACCAGACUCACGUGUCUUCUGAUUCUGCCAACAAUAAGUUUGGCUUGAAUUUGUCCUCACGUGAAGAGAUGGCCACCCGGUUUGCCCAUGGCUUGCCUCCUUUUGGGAAUAAAGCUGCAGCAGGCCCUUCUGCCUCUGCCCUUCAUCCUUCCCUUCUUCAUGACAUGGUGAGCUCUCUCUCCUCUUCCACUGGGCUUGAAGGAACUUCUUUUGAGGAUGCUUUUGGUGGGAUUUUGAAUUCUGAUAAGAAUUCAACUACUACUCAUGAAGGUGGUGGUGGUGGGGGUGGUGGUGAAGGUUUGACGAGAGACUUUUUGGGUCUUAGAGCUCUCUCUCAUAGUGGCAUUCUCAACAUCGCUGGUCUUGGUAACGGCAUGAACACUUCUAAUGAGCAUCAAAAUCAACCCCAAAAACCAUGGCAAGGGUAAUUAAUUAGCUCCUAAUUCGAUCAUAUGAAACUUUUUUCUUUUUUCUUUUCCUUUUUUGCUAUCAAUCUUCCCAAAGGGGAGGACAUAUAUUUGAAAUCUUAAUAUUCCAGUGACAUAUUUUAGCUAUUUGAAGAAUCUUGGUCCUUUUUAA
Alnus glutinosa is the source of this 2215-nucleotide messenger RNA. RefSeq names its product protein indeterminate-domain 7. The coding region runs from base 529 to 2064 and encodes 511 amino acids. Gene Ontology annotation, cellular component: nucleus. The record is from RefSeq and is a predicted model, not a curated record. The transcript has 3 exons. Gene Ontology annotation, molecular function: DNA-binding transcription factor activity. Lineage: Eukaryota; Viridiplantae; Streptophyta; Magnoliopsida; Fagales; Betulaceae.